AUGCUGCGGAGGCGAGCCCGGGAAGAAGACAGUGCGGUGCUGAUCGACAUGGCCUCCCUCGAAUCAGAGAAUGGGUCCUCUUAUGGAAGCACAGCCCAUGCCUCAGAGGCAGGUAAACAGCAGGUGGCCCCCAGCAGAGUUGGGAGCCCUGCCAAACCCCCGAUUGCGGAUUUUGUUCUUGUUUGGGAAGAAGACCUGAGGAACCAAGAGAACCCUACCCAGGACAAGACAGGCACACAUGAGUUCUGGAGGGAGACCUUCCUGGAAAACCUUCGUCUGGCUGGCCUGCAUGUAGAUCAGCAUGACGUCCAGGACAAGGCCACUGCAGUUCACUACGUCCUCCUCAGAGCGCCCUGGGCUGUACUCUGCUACUAUGCAGAAGAUCUGCGCCUGAAGCUACCUCUGCAGGAAUUACCAAACCAGGCUUCCAACUGGUCGGCCACCCUUCUGGAGUGGCUGGGCAUCCCCAAUAUCCUGCUGGAGCACGUGCCAGACACGCCUCCCGAGUACUACUCCUGCCAGUUCAAAGCAAGCAAGCUGCAAUGGUUCCUUGGAAGUGACAACCAGGACACCUUUUUCACCAGUACCAAGAGGCACCAGAUUCUGUUUGAGAUUCUGGCCAAGACUCAAUAUGGCCACGAGAAGAAAGGCUUCUUUGGGAUCGAUCAGCUGUUGUCAGAGGGUGUCUUCAGUGCGGCCUUCCCUCUGCAUGACGGCCCACUCUCUGCAGUCCCAGAGGACUCACAGGUCCUGGGGCUCACCCAGCGCCAAGUCUUACUCCAGCACUGGGCUCGCUGGGGCAAGUGGAACAAGUACCAGCCACUGGACCACGUGCGUCGGUACUUCGGGGAGAAGGUGGCUCUCUACUUCGCCUGGCUUGGGUUUUACACAGGCUGGCUCCUGCCUGCAGCAGUGGUGGGCACCGUGGUGUUCCUGGUGGGAUGUUUCCUGGUCUUCUCAGACAUACCAACGCAGGAGCUGUGCCACAGUUCCGAUGGCUUUGACAUGUGCCCACUCUGCGCUGACUGUUCUUUUUGGCUGCUCUCCAGUGCCUGCACCCUGGCCCAGGCUGGGCGGCUCUUUGACCAUGGCGGUACUGUCUUCUUCAGUUUGUUCAUGGCGCUGUGGGCGGUGCUGCUUCUGGAGUACUGGAAGCGGAAAAAUGCCACAUUGGCCUACCGCUGGGACUGCUCUGACUAUGAGGACAUUGAGGAGAGGCCUCGGCCCCAGUUCGCUGCGAAGGCUCCUCUGACAGCCCUGAACCCCAUCACUGGGGAAGACGAACCCUACUUCCCUGAGAAGAGCCGUGUACACCGCAUGCUGGCUGGCUCUGUGGUUCUCCUGAUGAUGGUGGCCGUGGUGAUUAUGUGCCUUGUGUCUAUCAUUCUGUACCGGGCCAUCAUGGCUGUGCUUGUGUCCAAGUCAGACAAUGCCUUCCUUUCGGCCUGGGCUCCACGCAUUGCCAGCCUCACAGGGUCAGUGGUGAACCUUGUCUUCAUCGUCAUCCUUUCCAAGGUCUACGUGGUCCUGGCCCAGGUCCUAACAAGAUGGGAGAUGCACCGGACACAGACCUCAUUCGAGGAUGCCUUCACCCUCAAGGUGUUCGUCUUUCAGUUUGUCAACUUCUACGCCUCGCCUGUGUACAUUGCUUUCUUCAAGGGCAGGUUUGUGGGAUACCCAGGCAACUACCACACCUUGUUUGGAGUCCGAAAUGAAGAGUGUACGGCUGGAGGCUGCCUCAUUGAGCUGGCACAGGAGCUCCUGGUCAUCAUGGUGGGCAAGCAGAUCAUCAACAAUGUGCAGGAGGUCCUUGUCCCAAAGCUGAAGGGCUGCUGGCAGAAGCUGUACUCCAGGAGAGGGAAGGCUGCCAUGGGGGUCCACCCAGCACCUUGGGAGGCUGACUAUGAGUUGCUGCCUUGUGAGGGGCUGUUCCACGAGUACCUUGAAAUGGUGCUGCAGUUCGGAUUCGUCACCAUCUUCGUGGCCGCCUGCCCGCUGGCGCCGCUUUUUGCCUUGCUCAACAACUGGGUGGAGAUCCGCCUGGACGCGCGCAAGUUCGUGUGCGAGUACCGGCGCCCGGUGGCCGAGCGCGCCCAGGACAUCGGCAUCUGGUUCCACAUCCUAGCGGGCCUCACACACCUCGCCGUCAUCAGCAACGCCUUCCUGCUGGCCUUUUCCUCCGACUUCCUGCCGCGUGCCUACUACCGCUGGACGCGCGCCCCCGACCUGCGCGGCUUCCUCAACUUCACGCUGGCGCGCGCGCCGCCAGCCUUUGCGGCUGCGCACAACCGCACUUGCAGGUACCGGGCGUUCAGGGAUGAUGAUGGACACUAUUCCCAGACUUACUGGACUCUCCUGGCCAUCCGCCUGGCCUUUGUCAUCGUGUUUGAGCACGUGGUGUUCUCCAUUGGCCGUCUUCUGGAUCUCCUGGUUCCUGACAUCCCAGAGUCUGUGGAGAUCAAGGUGAAGCGGGAAUACUACUUAGCUAAGCAGGCCCUGGCUGAGAACGAGGCUCUCCUUGGAGCAACAGGAGCGAAGGAUGACCAGCUUCCAAGCUCAGAGUCUGGGCCUUCCAGCCUAGGGUCUUAGAACUAGUAACCUCCUCUCUGAGGGUUACUGGAGGCUGACACACUUGCUUGGAAGACUGCUGAAGAUGUCGUAGGGGACAGUUCACUGUGCAUGUCCUUGGAGGCCAUGGCCAUGCUCGUGGCCCCAGCUCAACUUACCCCCUAUGCUUGGUUUAGAAAUAACCAGGCCCCUGGCUGCCAGUCUUCAGCUCAUACAUACUGCUUGGCCACCACCCCUACUAGGUAUUCCUUAAGGCCACCCAAAUGGAGCAGCAGUGCUUAGAGACAUCUGUUGGCCUUCAGGGGGCUAUCCCCUACUGCCACUCCUAAGUCCCUCAGCCAAUGGCUUGUCUCCCUUUAUCUCAGGUCAAAAGGGCUAUCUGGGGCUGGAGAGAUGGCUCAGAGGUUAAGAACACUGACUGCUCUUCUACAGGUCCUGAGUUCAAUUCCCAGCAACCACAUGGUGGCUCACAACCAUCUGUAAUGAGAUCUGGUGCCCUCUUCUGGCCUGCAGGUGUACAUGCAGGCAGAACGUUGUAUGCAUAAUAAAUAAAUCUUUAACCAAAAAAAAAAAAAAAAAAAAAAAAAAAAGAAAAAAAAAGGGCUAUCUGAAACGCUGGCUUCUGUGGCUCUCAUUUUUACAAUGCUGGCCAUUGUACUCAGAGAAUCCGUGCUUCCCUUGCCUCAGCCAGGACUUUCUCUUAUCUCGAGUAGGGAGGAUCCCUGUUUCCUAUCCCUAAACCAAAGGCUAAGGGGCCUCUGCAUGCAUUCCUGAAUCCUAGUGACCAGGAGGUGGCUUUACUGUUGACACAUCCUCCCACCCCUCUGUCCUCAUCCUUGGGCAUAAGUCCUCUGUCAACUGAGGUCAGACUCUGGAGUCCCUGCCUCCUCAGGGAUUUACUCAGUUAUUUGCAGCAUUCCUUGUGAUAGUGUAGGGUCCGACCACCCCUCCAGACCCACCCUCUGCCUCUCCUCACAUGGUCAUUGCACAUCUGCCUCUCAGACCUGAUACCACAUCCCAGGCCACAGUAGGAAGCCUGUGCCUGCUCUUUCUUGCAUACCUGAUUACCCAAGGCCUCUGCAAUAUCUAUCCCCUUUGUCUCCUGUGUGCCUUCCAGUGCUGGGCCAGGGACUCACUCAGCACAUAGCAAGCACAGACCAGAGAAGGCUGUGGAAUGAAGCCUUACCCCUUACAGUAGAAGCUGAAAAACAAAACAAAAACAAACAAACCAACCAACCAGAUUUCUGUGACACCUAGUGGACCUUUUCCAUUUUCCCUUUCUUUGUGUUUACAUACAACUACUUUUCAAAUUGGGUACAAUUUGGGCCUUUUCCCGUUGCUUGCCUUCUGUUAGCUGGGUUAACUGAUGGCUAAUUGCCAGUUAUUUCCUACCCACUCAUGAUGGGAUAUGGGUCUUUCCUCUUCUGCCACCCAACCACACUGGAAUAAAGGUCUAAAAGUCA
Peromyscus californicus insignis is the source of this 4031-nucleotide messenger RNA. It is a transcript of the gene Ano7, whose product is annotated as anoctamin 7. The transcript has 24 exons. Gene Ontology annotation, cellular component: plasma membrane. Gene Ontology annotation, biological process: chloride transmembrane transport; calcium activated phospholipid scrambling. The coding region runs from base 1 to 2589 and encodes 862 amino acids. Gene Ontology annotation, molecular function: chloride channel activity; protein dimerization activity. The record is from RefSeq and is a predicted model, not a curated record. NCBI's taxonomy places the organism in Eukaryota, Metazoa, Chordata, Mammalia, Rodentia, Cricetidae.